AGACCUCUGAGUUCUUAAGUAAAGAACAGAUCAUGGUUCUUUACAAACUAAACCUUUACAUUGGUUUUGAUGAAGCAGUCCAGACACAGAAGCCCAAACACAAGUCCAUGGUUUGUUAUCACCCUCAUCCUCCUUCUUCCUCACUAGAGCUGUUCAGAGUCUCUCCACCCACUAACUGAAAACAGGAAGUUCUCUCACUAUUUUAAGAAGGCUCAACACACUCUUCGGCCAGAAUCUUCUCAACCAGGAGCUCCACUUUGACUCUUUGACCUCCAUCUCCAUCGGGAAACUUUGUGUUCAUCCGUGAGCUGAUCACAAAGAUGUCAGUCUGGGCUGCUGUUCUGCUGAUGUUUGGAGCCUACAUGGUGACUGCAGAGGUUUAUCCCUUGGAUAUGGCUAUCAACUCUGUUGAUGACAUGUAUAAGGGCUGUGAAGACAAAAUGCUUAAAAAUGUGAAGAACUUCCUGAAGAAUGAGACAAACAAUAAUCCAAAGUUUCGUGAUGCUUGGAGUGAAGCAGAGAUGUACUACAACGGGAAAUGGAAAAGAAAUAAGAAAAGAAGUUUGGAAAAAAAUGAGGCUGUGGCCGUUUAUGCUUACACAAAUGCUCAGAUAAACAUUUACGAUGAGUUAAAUAAGGCAGUUCGAGAACAGGGACCUGAGUACCAGACCAGCUUUAAUUAUCACUCCCUGCACUAUUUUCUUACAAGAGCUAUACAAAAACUUGCUGCCAAACAGACAGAAGAAAAAUGUCACACUUCUUACAGGAGAACUAAAGUCUCCUUCAUGGAGGUUCCUCUUAACACGAAGAUACGCUUUGGUCAGUUUACUUCCUCCUCACUGCAUCCGCUGAAGCUCAACAAAGGUAAAAACUUGGGGAAAGAUUUUGGAGAAAAAAGCUGUUUUAAGAUUAAAACAUGCUUUGGAGCUGAUAUCUCAAUAUAUUCAAGGUAUGAAGAUGCAGAGGCAGAAAUCUUGAUUCCUCCUUAUGAGGUGUUUAAAGUCACCAAAAUAGAGACAAGAGAAAAGGAUAAAGAGCUUCCCUGUGAGGUCGUCUAUACAGUGGAGAGCACUCGGGAACCUGUUUCAAACUACAACUGUGCUCUCUUCAAGCCCUCCCUGUCUCAUGGAUGAGACAUUAGAACCCAAAGAACAUGAAGCUUGUUCUAAUAUCUGUGAAAUAUCACAUGAAAGCAGCAGAAAAAUGUAAGAAGUGUCUCAUGUAAUCAUUGCGUGCAUUGGAAAAAU
Molecule: messenger RNA, 1247 nt
Organism: Oryzias melastigma (Indian medaka)
Lineage: Eukaryota; Metazoa; Chordata; Actinopteri; Beloniformes; Adrianichthyidae
Product: T-cell ecto-ADP-ribosyltransferase 2
Exons: 3
Coding region: 321-1133 (270 amino acids)
Molecular function (GO): NAD+-protein-arginine ADP-ribosyltransferase activity; NAD+ poly-ADP-ribosyltransferase activity
Source: RefSeq, a predicted model, not a curated record